Vicugna pacos (alpaca) is the source of this 2980-nucleotide messenger RNA. The record is from RefSeq and is a predicted model, not a curated record. NCBI's taxonomy places the organism in Eukaryota, Metazoa, Chordata, Mammalia, Artiodactyla, Camelidae.
GGUGAGAGAGGAUGAGAGAGAAGGCUGGUUGUCACGGGGGAGGGACGAUGCCACAAGCUAGGCUGCUCCAAACCCUCUGCAUGUAAGUGGCAAUGAGAAAGAGCAUCUUUUUGGCUGAAAGGAGACAUGUAGAAAGGAUGCUUCUGAUUUUUUGUUUUCAUUUAUUUUUGUCUUCACAGAAUAUAAUCAAAUGAGGCACCUUAGCCAGCCCGGGUGAUUGCUUCGAGUCUUGUAAUCAUCUAUGUAGCAAAGUGGGUAAAAAUUAUUCAAUUUCUUCCCUGCUGGACCUGGAAGGAGAGGGGCUGUGUGUUCAUCCCCACCCAUUAGCUAUGCCCUCUUUUCUCUGAAUGUCGAUUUAAGGAAGCAAGCACCUGUCUUCUGCCACCGCAUCUUCCUAGCAAACUUUAAAGGCCAUUUUAUCUGAUAGGAAGAACAUCAAGAAUGCUUUGAUCGCUAGUGAUGAAGAAUCUGGGAGUGGACACUUUCCCCAUCCAGCUACAAUGCACUUUAAUUGAAGAAAAACUGAGCUGAACUACAAGUCUAUUUCUUAUGGUGCUGGAUUACUCCUACAGAGCUGCCCUGAGAUCAGCCGCGGGAGAGGGCUCUGGCAGACACAAGUCACCUUCUGAAUAUUGCACUUAGCUGUCCCUGGGGACUUAAAUUUUGGAAGUGUUCCUUGUUACAUGAAAUCCUCCAAGAUGAUGAGUUCUAAUCCCGAGGAAGACCCUUUGGACACAUUCCUCCAGUAUAUCGAGGAUAUGGGGAUGAAAGCAUAUGAUGGCUUGGUGAUUCAGAACGCAUCAGACAUCGCGCGAGAGAAUGAUCGCUUGAGAAAUGAAACAAACCUGGCCUACUUGAAGGAGAAGAAUGAAAAACGCCGAAGACAAGAGGAAGCAAUAAAACGCAUCGGUGGAGACGUGGGGCGAGGCCACGAGGGCAGUUACGUGGGCAAACACUUCCGCAUGGGAUUCAUGACGAUGCCCGCUCCGCAGGACAGGCUCGCGCAUCCUUGCUCCGGCGGCUUCUCCGUCAGGUCGCAGUCGCUGCACUCGGUCGGGGGCACCGACGACGACAGCAGCUGUGGCUCCCGGAGACAGCCACCGCCCAAGCCCAAGCGGGACCCCAGCACCAAGCUGAGCACGUCGUCGGAGACGGUCAACAGCACAGCGGCCAGUAAGAGCGGGAAAGGCGCCGAGCGGACCGAAGUGACAACCAAACCAAGACCCCACAGCGAUGAAUAUUCAAAGAAGAUUCCUCCUCCCAAACCGAAAAGAAACCCAAACACUCAGCUCAGCACAUCGUUUGACGAGACGUAUAUCAAAAAGCACGGGCCCCGGAGGACGUCGCUCCCGCGGGACUCCUCCCUCUCCCAGGUCGGCAGCCCCGCGGGGGACCCCGAGGAGGAGGAGCCCGUGUACAUUGAGAUGGUGGGGAACAUUCUCAGAGACUUCAGGAAGGACGAUGACGACCAGAGUGAGGCCGUCUACGAGGAAAUGAAAUACCCCAUUUUUGACGAUUUAGGCCAAGACUCAAAAUGUGACCUCGACCAUCACAGCUGUUCUUCGCAGUGUGCUACUCCCACGGUGCCUGACUUGGACUUCGCCAAGGCCUCAGUGCCAUGUACUCCCAAGGGUUUGCUCUGUGACAUCCCCCCGCCCUUCCCCAACCUGCUUUCCCAUCGCCCCCCGCUGCUGGUCUUCCCCCCGGCUCCUGUGCAGUGCUCCCCCAACUCCGACGAGUCUCCGCUCACCCCGCUGGAGGUCACAAAGCUUCCCGUGCUGGAGAACGUGUCUUACAUGAAGCAGCAGGCCGGGGCAUCUCCAUCCGCCUUGCCGUCCCACGCCUCCGGCCACCCUAAACCGGAGAAAGACCAGGCCGGAGCCCUGGGACCGGGUCCUGCCGCCUCCGUGCUCUCCUCGUCCCCUCCGCCGCCUUCCACUCUGUACCGAACGCAGUCUCCCCACGGCUACCCCAAAAGUCACUCCGCCUCCCCCUCACCUGUCAGCAUGGGGCGGUCGCUGACCCCGCUCAGCCUCAAAAGGCCUCCGCCCUACGACGCCGUGCAUUCGGGCAGCCUCUCCAGGAGCUCUCCAUCAGUGCCUCAUUCGACCCCCAGACCGGUGUCGCAAGAUGGGAGCAAGAUGGUCAAUGCUUCGGUGAAUACCUACGGGUCGGCUCCGAGCGGCUCCCGGUCCAGAACACCCACGAGUCCUUUGGAAGAACUAACCAGCCUCUUUACCUCGGGACGCAGCCUGCUGAGGAAGUCGUCGUCCAGCGGCCGGCGUUCUAAAGAGCCCGCAGAGAAAUCGACAGAGGAGCUGAAAGUCCGGAGCCACAGCACGGAGCCUAUACCAAAGUUGGACGGCAAAGAGAGAGGCCACCAUGGGGCAUCCUCCUCCAGAGAGCCUAUCAAAGCUCAGGAAUGGGAUGGAACACCUGGGCCACCUGUGGUCACAAGUAGAAUGGGAAGAUGCUCUGUGAGCCCCACCUUGUUAGCAGGAAACCACAGCUCAGAACCGAAAGCCAGCUGCAAGCUAGGCCGGUCCGCGUCCACGUCCGGCGUGCCCCCUCCAUCAGUCACUCCUCUCAGGCAAGCCGGUGACCUGCAACAGAGCCAGGUACCAUCAUCCUUAGCCAAUCGUGAUUGACUUCCUGUGAUGCGACACGCCAAAUGCUUUCCACCUCUGUCUGUCGUGUGUUGCUGUAACAGCGUUCGCAUUCGCUUUUGUUUUUCUCUGUGUGUAUGGGGUGGGUGGGGGAUGAGCUGUGGCAGUCUGUGUUUUCAUCCGAAAAGGAAAGUCCUUCUUCCCUGUGACUGGUGCAACUUUCUUUGCUGUUUGUUACCAAAUCGUUUUUUUUUUUUGUCUCUGAUUUGCAUCAUUCUGUAAUAUAAAUGUAGUAAACUUGUACUUCUAUGUAUUGGCUUAGUGGUUAUUUUUUAAAAUUCUUUCUCCCUUCCAUGUUUUGUGUACUUUUAUAC